Molecule: messenger RNA, 2688 nt
Organism: Geodia barretti
Lineage: Eukaryota; Metazoa; Porifera; Demospongiae; Tetractinellida; Geodiidae
Source: the annotation of a GenBank genome assembly
CGCCAUGAAGCGCUCCUUGGCUCCUUCGUCCGCGCUCUCAGCGAGCAAGAAAACAAAAUUCAUUCCUCCAUUCGUCUCUCAGACCUCAUCUUCCCUCCCUCUGUCGAACAUACAGUCGCAGUCAGGGCCUCUUUCUCGGCCAGCCGUAAAGAACACCAACAAGGCAUCGGCUAGCAGUGAGCCAAAGGCCGCCUCCUACUACCAAGUCAUGUGGUGCAAGCAUUCCAGCAAGAAGCAUAAAAAGUGGGAAGGAGAUGCCAUUCUGAUGACUCGGGGAAGUAGUGCUACUCUGACAGACACCGAAGGAAAAGUAAUUGGGAAGGCGACUGGAUACAAGUUGAGUGAGCUGUCAGGACUGGUGGAAGGAAGUACACUAGUCGUUGGAGGCAAGCAAAUCGAGGUGAUGGACGUGGUUAGUGAGGAGAACUGGAAGAAUGGAACUUGUUUCACAGGUGCACUGGCUGCUCCUAAGAAUUCAGUGUCUGUUGUUGAGCAGCCCUUGGCUCUGAGGAAACCCUUCGCUGUACCCUCGCUGUCUGGUCAAACAAUGAAACACACCACGACUCCUCGAGUUGUACAGCCACUACAUGACCCGAGUCUGAGAGGCUCCCUUGUCAUGCCAAGACCUACAGCACAGCAUCAGCUGGAGCACAACAUCAGUGGACUGGCCCUAGUUGAUGUGGUAGUGGACCCUCAUCUCUCCCGCUGUCUCCGACCUCACCAGAGAGAUGGCGUCAUCUUCCUCUACGAGUGUGUCAUGGGUAUGAGGGACUACGCCGGCUCUGGGGCCAUCCUCGCGGAUGAGAUGGGUCUUGGAAAAACACUGCAAUGCAUCACACUGCUGUGGACACUACUGAAGCAGGGACCGUAUGGCAGGAAGCAAGUGGCUCGAAGAGUUGUGAUUGUAACACCUGGCAGUCUUGUCAAGAACUGGGAGAAGGAGUUUGGGAAGUGGCUUGGUAAAGAGAGGUUGAUGGUGUUUGCUGUCACCGCUGACAACAGAUUGGAGGAGUUUGUGAAGUCGCCACGGUAUCCGGUGGUGAUAAUAAGCUACGAGAUGUUCCUGAGAACACACGAGUCACUGAGGGAGCUGAAAUUUGACGUGAUUGUUUGCGACGAGGGACACAGACUGAAGAACAACGCCACCAAGACCACAACUUUGAUUAUGAGCUUACCAACCAGAAAAAGGAUUGUGCUCACUGGAACACCUAUUCAAAACGACCUACAGGAGUUUUUUUCUAUCAUCGAAUUUUGCAACCCAGGGAUGCUUGGUUCUCGAUCAGCUUUUCAUCGUGUGUAUGAGCAGCCAAUCAUGGCUGGCAAGGAGCCGUCUGCUACGGCUGAAGAGAAGGACAUCGCUAGCAGAAGAGCUGACGAACUGAACAGGUUGAUAUCUCAGUUUUUCCUGAGAAGAACACAAGCCAUCAACCACCAAUAUCUCCUUCCUAAAGUUGAAUCGGUGGUCUUCUGCUCCCUGUCUCCUCUCCAAACCUCCCUCUAUUCCCACCUCGCGCAAGCCCAGCUGCAAAGGCUCCGCACCAGUCACUCCAACGACAUGUCUCAACAUCUGGUGUGCAUCGGGGCACUGAAGAAACUGUGCAACUCUCCCAGUCUCCUGUUCACUGCAGCUCAAGCUAACAGUGACCAUUCUGAUGAGAACUCUGUGAUGUACGACGUGCUGCCUCUCUUCCCGCCCGGUUUCUCUCCCACUGAAGACGUGACGCAGCAUUCCGGGAAGCUGCGAGUCCUCCGCGACAUUCUGCGAUAUCUCUUCAACCACACGCAAGAGAAGGUAGCCGUCGUCUCCAACUACACUCAGACAUUGGACCUACUGGAGAGAUUGUGUGGAGAGUGUGGCUAUGAGUGUGCGAGACUCGAUGGAUCCACUCCAUCCAGCAAGAGGAUGCAGCUCGUGGAGCACCUCAACAGCCAAUACACUCCUCAAAUGGUGUUCCUCCUAAGCUCCAAGGCUGGUGGAGUGGGACUAAACCUCAUAGGAGCAUCUCGACUCAUACUCUAUGACAUUGACUGGAACCCUGCCAAUGACCUCCAGGUUCUCUGGGGCUGAAGGUUUCUACAUAGGUUCUCCAUGGCAGAAGGUGUCUGUUGUUCAAACGUCAUCAAGUGCAAAUUGAAAGUAAUCUCAAUGAUGGGUAUUACACACGUCUUUGUACCUGACAGGCCAUGGCUAGGGUAUGGAGGAUGGGCAAAAGAGAAAGGUACACAUCUAUCGUCUUCUAACCACUGGUUCCAUAGAAGAGAAGAUAUACCAGCGUCAGAUCAGUAAAUCUGGCUUGGCUGAGGUGAUGGAGGCAAGAGCAGGCAGUGCUCAAACCGCCGUCAAAUUCUCAUCUGAAGAACUGAAGGAUCUCUAUCGACUUCGCACCGAGACAUUCUGCGAUACUCACGACCUUCUGGAAUGUAACUGCACGAAUGAGCAGGGAGGUUGUUCAUCAGUUCCAGUGGAACAGAGGGUUAUAGCUAUGGGUGAACUACUGGACUGGAAACACUACUUCAAGCCAAUUCGGGAGAGUGAUUUGAUGGACGGAGCACUGAUUGAAGCUUCAGACAAAAUCACAUUUGUUUUUCAGACAGAAACAAAUGCUGAUCAAUAACUCUAUACUUUUACUACGUAUCAUGGCACACUGCAUUCAUUGUUCAUCAUACUAAUAAGUUAUUCAUCAGUCG